UUUAACUGUCUAGUUCCUUAAAAUUCUCCAACCUUUGCUUCUUCUGCUAUCUUUCUUCAACCUCUUUCUUUCUUCUUCAACGUCGACGUGUGUCUGCAACAAACACAUAUAUAUAUUCCUGCUUUUUUUCUUAAUCCAUCAAGAAUUUACCUCAUCUUUAUUGUUCUUGAUUAAAACAUACAUAUAGAUAUGUUGGAAGAAGGAGGUGUAGUUGUGAACCAAGGAGGGGACCAAGAGAUGGUGGAUUUGCCUCCAGGGUUUCGGUUUCAUCCAACUGAUGCAGAGAUCAUAAUUCACUAUCUCAAAGAGAAGGUCUUCAACGUUCGAUUCACCUCGGCUGCAAUUGGUCAAGCCGACCUUAACAAGAACGAGCCAUGGGAUCUACCAAAAAUUGCAAAGAUGGGGGAGAAGGAGUUUUACUUCUUUUGCCAGAGGGAUCGGAAGUACCCGACCGGCAUGAGGACGAACCGUGCAACCGUGUCCGGUUAUUGGAAGGCGACCGGGAAGGACAAGGAGAUCUUUAGAGGCAAAGGUUGUCUUGUUGGGAUGAAGAAAACACUUGUGUUCUAUAGAGGAAGAGCUCCAAAAGGUGAAAAGACCAAUUGGGUUAUGCAUGAGUAUCGUCUUGAUGGCAUCUAUUCUUAUCACAACCUCCCUAAAACCGCAAGUGAUGAAUGGGUGGUGUGUAGGGUUUUCCACAAGAACGCUCCUCCUCCCACUACUACAGCUACUACUACUACUACAAAUCAACUUACAAGGAUUGAUUCUCUUGACAACAUUGAUCAUCUCUUAGACUUCUCGUCUCUCCCUCCUCUCAUCGAUCCGGGUUUCUUGAGUCAGCCCGGCCCAAGCUUCUCCGGUGCCGGCCAACAACACGACUUCAAACUCAUCUCUCAUCACCCUACAACCGUGCAGAUCAACAACACUUACCCAUCAGCCCAAACCCUCACUUACCCUUAUAACUCGGUGCCAAAUUAUGGAUUUGGUUCUGGUUAUGGGACUGGUUCCGGCAACAAUAACAACGGUAUGAUCAAGCUGGAGCAUUCUCUGGUGAGUGUGUCUCAAGAAACCGGUUUAAGUUCCGAUGUGAACACAACCGCCACGCCGGAGAUAUCUUCUUCGUAUCCAGGGAUGGUGAAUACUGCGGCCAAUGCGGCGAUGAUGGAUGGUAACAAGACGUCCUACGAUGAUGAUGACUUGGGGAUCUUUUGGGACGACUACUAACUAAUUUGAAGGUGUUAUUAUUAGUUGUGAAUCUGUGAGUGGCACUGAUUACUUUGCUUAGUGAUUUUAAUUAGGGAAUUAGUUUGUUUAUAAAUCCACUUGGAUUAUUAGGUGUUCCUAGGCAAUGAACUUUAGGUAGACGAAAUUGUUUACUUAGUUUUUAGUUUGGGAUAAAAAAAACUUUGCAAUUUGCAAUACAUUUCCUUGUGAUUAACUUGUGUAUAUAUACACAUAUAUAUUUCUUCGUAUGAUUUUAUAUCUUUGUUAUGAAGUUUCUUGUUAUUUUAUAUAAAUAAAUUUG
This is a messenger RNA of Brassica oleracea var. oleracea, 1525 nucleotides long. RefSeq names its product NAC domain-containing protein 100-like. The transcript is spliced from 3 exons. Gene Ontology annotation, biological process: regulation of DNA-templated transcription. Bases 190 to 1224 code for a protein of 344 amino acids. Gene Ontology annotation, molecular function: DNA binding. The record is from RefSeq and is a predicted model, not a curated record. NCBI's taxonomy places the organism in Eukaryota, Viridiplantae, Streptophyta, Magnoliopsida, Brassicales, Brassicaceae.